This is a messenger RNA of Aspergillus mulundensis, 753 nucleotides long. Its product is annotated as glutathione S-transferase family protein. Bases 1 to 753 code for a protein of 250 amino acids. The transcript is spliced from 3 exons. Lineage: Eukaryota; Fungi; Ascomycota; Eurotiomycetes; Eurotiales; Aspergillaceae. The record is from RefSeq and is a predicted model, not a curated record.
AUGUCUAGCCCUGAUAUCACACUGUACACUGCCCAAACUCCAAAUGGGAUCAAGAUCUCUAUUGCCCUGGAGGAAUUGGGCCUCCCAUACAAGGUCGAAAAGAUUGACAUUAGCAAGAACGUCCAGAAGGAGCCCUGGUUCCUCGAAAUAAACCCCAAUGGCCGCAUCCCCGCCCUCACAGACACCUUCACAGACGGCCAGAAGAUCCGACUCUUCGAAUCGGGCAGCAUCCUCACCUACCUCGCCGAGCAAUACGACAAAGACUUCAAGAUCUCCUACCCCAAAGGAACCCGCGAGUACUACGAGACAAUCAGCUGGCUGUACUUCCAGAACGCGGGCGUCGGCCCCAUGCAGGGACAAGCGAACCACUUUUCUCGAUACGCGCCCGAGCGCAUCGAGUACGGUGUGAACCGGUACGUCAACGAGACGAGGCGCCUCUACAGCGUGCUCGAUAAACACCUGGAGUCUUCGAAGUCGGGAUACCUUGUCGGCGACCAUAUCACUAUCGCUGAUAUCUCGCACUGGGGGUGGGUUGCUGCUGCGGGGUGGGCCGGCGUUGAUAUCGAGGAGUUCCCGCACCUGAAGGCUUGGGAGGAGAAACUGGCUGCCAGGGAGGGCGUUGAGAAGGGCAGGCAUGUGCCUAGCCCGCAUACCAUCAAGGAUUUGCUGAAGGAUAAGAAGAAGUCUGAGGAGGAGGCUGCGAAGGCCAGGGCUUGGGUGCAGGAGGGGAUGAAGAGUGAUGCGGCCAAAUAG